Salvelinus fontinalis (brook trout) is the source of this 2537-nucleotide messenger RNA. Its product is annotated as transmembrane protein 39B-like. Lineage: Eukaryota; Metazoa; Chordata; Actinopteri; Salmoniformes; Salmonidae. Gene Ontology annotation, cellular component: membrane. The transcript has 7 exons. The record is from RefSeq and is a predicted model, not a curated record. Bases 990 to 2393 code for a protein of 467 amino acids.
ACUCUUAAACAAUCACCAGAUUAUUGUAUGUACAUAGGAGACAAAAGCAACCAAAAAGAACAUUGCUUUACUUUGAUAAAGAGCACGUCCUCUUCAUCUCUCUGUAUUAAAAAGGAUCUAGAAGAGACUCGUUAUGUCACCUAAAAUAAAGAUGGUUUAAGGUAAUGUAUUUCCAAAUACUUCGCUUGAGAAGGAUAUAGUGCUUGGACUUGUAUUAUUUGAAAUCAAUCAUUACAACGGCACAUUUCCUCAAGCUUCCCAAUGAGCCAUGUAUUUUUAGUCCUUUGAAAUAACUGAUUUUCAACAGUAUUUACAAUCAAGCUUGCAGGGAUCUUACUUGACUUUGAUGCAAAGUCAUGCUGGCUGGUUUUAUUAAAGAAAAAUAUCGCAGUGCAGAGGAGAGGAUGCUAAAAGCCAAAAGAUCACGUCAAGAAGGUAAAACUAACCCCAACUGUCAUUUGUUAGAUAUUUUUUGUCUUAUGCUCAAAAUGCUAGAACCUGCUAGUCAACCCAAACCAGUUGUCCAAAACUGCGUGACUGAAAAAUAUGUCUCAAAUAAAAUAGCUGUACAAAAUGAUUGUAAUGCAACUCUUGCUAAAAUUGAAAACGCAGUUUAUGGUCCAAUCAUUUAAAAUGCCUUCUGCAUUUUUUUAUUUUGUAUUGUUUUAGAAUACUGUUAAAAUGUUCAGCAUUUGUAGCAAUCUUUAAGUCAUGGUUACAAAAAAUAAAUUGACCACCUCAGCUUGAGUUGCAUGACUUUUGCAGUGAAAUAUUAGUUUUGCAUGAAUGAUUGUCCAACUUUUACUACAUGUAGUUGUCAAAAGCACUUGCACAUGGGUCUAAUUUGUAUUUCCGUCCCCAGGUAUUCCGAGUUAGUCCCUCUGGCUUUGAGAAAGGCAUUGGACUUGAGCUGAAUGUCCUCAUGGGUGAUUUCCUACAGUUUGAUCAGUUUAAAGAAAGAGUAGCGCUCAGACACACAAACAUACAAGAUGAAGAGAAACGUGGGGGUGUCUGUGAUGGCAGGCGGACGGAGAGGGGUCAACCGCACUGCUUACUGCAGGUCUCCAAUAAACAGUGAGCCAGGCUCGGUCAGCAAUGGCAACCACUCUACCAGCUCCCCAGUCACAGGGGUUUGCUCUCGGACAAGGAAUGGCUCGGGCACGAGCCUAUCCAGUCCCCCGUUGGCAGCCCAGACCGUGGUUCCUAUGAAGCACUGUAAGAUCCCAGAGUUAUCCAUGGACACAAAUGUUCUGUUCGAGCUGCACUUGUUCUUCUGCCACCUUAUCGUCCUCUUUGUCCACUAUGUCAAGAUCUACAAGACUGUGUGGUGGUACCCCCACUCACACCCUCCCUCACACACACCUCGCUGGUUCGGGAUGUACAUUCCCUUUUUCCGGUUUAACUGCUACUUCUGCCGGGUGGGGCCACUCUCGCCCAUCACUCGCAUUGGGUCGAAGGAGCUGGGCAGCGUGGGGAGCGGGCGUGACUACAUAACGGCUCUGAAGGAGACGUGGAAGCAGCACACCAGCCAGCUGUACGGGCUCCAGGCCAUGCCCACACACGCCUGCUGCCUCUCCCCAGACCUCAUCCGCAAAGAGGUGGAGUACCUGAAGAUGGACUUCAACUGGAGGAUGAAGGAGGUGCUGGUCAGCUCCAUGCUCAGUGCCUACUACGUGGCCUUCAUACCUGCAUGGUUUGUUAAGAGCACACAAUACGUGGCCAAGCGUUGGUCCUGUGAGCUCUUCGUCCUGUUGUCUGUCAGUACCUCAGUCAUCCUCAUGAGGCACCUGCUGCCCCCACGCUACUGUGACCUGCUCCAUAAGGCCGCAGCACAUGUAAGUACUACUAGUGAGGAGGCAUCACGGCCUGAGGAGCACAAUGUAUUCCCAGAUAUUUGCACCCAUCUGGCUUCCAAGAGAAAGGACAGACUAAACUCUGCUCAUCUGAUAGCUGGCUAUUUAAUUAACAGACGAGCGUUAGAUUUACAAAGUUUUGCUUUGUAUCUAUUUGAACCAUCUUCUCUCUUUUCUCCCUACAGAUGGAUGGAAGAGUACAUGUGGCCCCAGGGUGUCCUGGUCAAACACAAUAAAAAUGUUUACAAGGCCAUAGGGCACUACAAUGUAGCUGUCCCCUCAGACGUCUCCCACUAUCGCUUUUAUUUUUUCUUCAACAAGCGCUUACGAAUAUUGAACAUCCUCAUCAUCUUGGAAGGUGCGAUGAUAUUCUACCAGCUCUACUCAUUGAUAUGCUCAGAAAAGUGGCAUCAGACGAUAUCCUUGGCUUUAAUUCUCUUCAGCAACUACUACGCCUUCUUCAAGCUUCUCAGAGACAGAAUAGUCUUAGGCAAGGCAUACUCAUACUUCAAUAGCUCACCCGACCAGAAGUUAAGUUAAAGACUUAAGUUAUUGUUGGUCAUUUGUCUUGGAACAGGAAAACACGCACGAGAGUUUUAUUUUUCUACAACUGUAUUUUGUGUCACUGUUUUUGUUCUGAGCUGCCAUAAUAAAAAAUAAACAUAUUUUUGUAUUCCUUUUAAA